CAGAAUCACACAGACCUACUUCAACAUGAGGACUGCUCUGCAGCUUGGCCUCUGUGGCCUCUGUCUCACACUGUGUCUGUUUGAAGGAAGAACGGUAGAUUUACCGGAUCCUCCUCCUGUAAACUGUGUCUGGGGCCGGUGGUCUGAGUGGGGUAACUGUGAUCCUUGUUCAAAAACACGAAGGCGCUCCAGGACCGUAGAGGUGUUUGGGCAGUUUGGAGGUCUACCCUGCAAAGGCUCUUUGGGGGAGAGAGAGGCCUGUGAGACAAGUCAACCAUGUGUCCCGCCACCAGCUCCGGCUUGUUCUCAAAGCGACUUCAUGUGCGAAUCAGGCCAGUGUAUCAAAAUGAGGCUUAAAUGCAAUGGGGAUUUGGACUGUGAAGAUGGGACUGAUGAGGAUUGUGAACCAGUGCGUAAACCAUGUGGUGUUCUUGAUCUGAUUAAUAGUGAGCAUGGCAGGAGAGCAGGAUAUGGGAUCAAUCCCUUAAGUACAGAUCCCAGACAAAACCCGUUUAACAAUGACUUUUUUAAUGGGAGGUGUGAGAGAGUGAGAAACCCAACCUCUGGAAUAUAUGACAGGAUUCCUUGGAACCUUGGAGUCCUUAACUAUCAGACUGUGGUCAAAGAGACGGUUUCCAGGGAGAUUUAUGAAGAUUCACAAACUCUCCUCACAGAAAUACUCAGAGAAAUGUCCAAUAAACUUCACGUUCAAUUAUCCUUCAAAUUUACACCCAGUGAACCUUCCACUUCGGCUGGGAGUGGAACUGAGAGUGGAGCUGGGAGUGGAGCUGCAGGUUCAAGUAUAAGUGGAGGCCUAAGCUUUGAUCCACAAAUCGAGAAGAAAAAUAUGGUUAAGGAACUGUCGGAGUACAAAACCAUAAAGAACAAGAGCUUCAUCCGUGUUAAGGGAGCCAUACAGCUCAGCACAUACAGGAUGCGUUCUAAUGGUCUUAUUGUCGCCAUGGGUUUUGUGGAGGAUCUUAAAAGACUUCCACUAGAAUAUGAAAAGAGUAUAUAUUUCUCCUUCAUUGAGGACUAUGGAACACACUACACCAAAAAUGGAAGACAUGGUGGUCAAUAUGAUCUUGUCUAUGUUCUCAAUCAGGACACCAUCGAGAAGAAAAAAAUAACAGAAAGAACAUUGCAAGAAUGUGUCAAACUAGGACUCUCUGCCAAUAUUGGCAAUGGCAAUAUUGAUGCAUCAGGAAACUUUAAUACAGACAAUUGUAAAACAUUUACUAACAAGACUGAAGAUGGAAAAGCUGGUAAAGCUGCGGUAGACACAGUGGUAUCUGCCAUUUAUGGAGGCAGUGCGGAAGCUGCUGCUGCCAUAAAGGCCAUCCUAAACAAAGAGGGGAUCCUGGAUAUGAUGACCUUUCAGAACUGGGCUAGGUCAAUUGGGGACGAGCCCAUACUCCUUGAGAGUGAUCCAGAGCCUAUCUACACACUGGUACCACUGGAUCUGCCCAAUGCUAAUACCUUAAUAGCCAACAUAAAGAGAGGGUUAACCGAGUAUGUGGCAGAGUACAGUCCGUGUAAGUGUAAGCCCUGUCAAAAUGGAGGCACCCCUGCAUUGAUAGAAGGAGAGUGUCAGUGCCUGUGUCCUCCUUCCUAUGGAGGCCUGGCCUGCCAAAAUUACAAAGUCCAAUCUAAGAACGUCCAGGACAUACCCAUUGUGGACCAGAUUGGGAACUGGGGGUGCUGGUCAGCCUACACUCAAUGUGCAGCUGGGAAACGCAGUAGAACCCGCACCUGCAACAAAGAAGGCCUCCAGAAUGCAUAUUGUGUUGGAGAAAGUAGAGCCGAGGAGUACUGCUGAGAAUUAUGAAAUACUUUAAUUUAUAAUAAAAAGUAAACAGAA
This is a messenger RNA of Periophthalmus magnuspinnatus, 1861 nucleotides long. RefSeq names its product complement component 9 (gene c9). Lineage: Eukaryota; Metazoa; Chordata; Actinopteri; Gobiiformes; Gobiidae. The record is from RefSeq and is a predicted model, not a curated record. Gene Ontology annotation, biological process: immune response. Gene Ontology annotation, cellular component: membrane attack complex. Gene Ontology annotation, molecular function: protein binding. Bases 26 to 1819 code for a protein of 597 amino acids. The transcript has 11 exons.